Messenger RNA from Oppia nitens, 583 nucleotides. Its product is annotated as histone H2A. NCBI's taxonomy places the organism in Eukaryota, Metazoa, Arthropoda, Arachnida, Sarcoptiformes, Oppiidae. The record is from RefSeq and is a predicted model, not a curated record. Bases 103 to 477 code for a protein of 124 amino acids. Gene Ontology annotation, cellular component: nucleosome. Gene Ontology annotation, molecular function: structural constituent of chromatin; DNA binding; protein heterodimerization activity. The transcript has 2 exons.
AGGGUAUAAAUAGCACACAAACACAACAUUAGACUAACAUUCAGUGAAUUCACUCAAUUGUAUUACUUUUACGUUAAGUCUCAACAAAUUUAUUGAUAAACAAUGUCUGGCAGAGGAAAGGGAGGUAAAGUGAAAAGUAAAGCAAAGAGCCGAUCGUCCAGAGCUGGUCUCCAGUUCCCCGUCGGACGUAUCCAUCGUCUUCUCCGUAAAGGUAACUUUGCUGAACGAGUUGGUGCCGGCGCUCCCGUGUAUUUGGCCGCAGUCCUCGAGUACUUGGCCGCUGAGGUUCUUGAGUUGGCCGGUAAUGCCGCCAGAGAUAACAAGAAGACUCGUAUCAUUCCCAGACAUCUUCAACUGGCCAUUCGUAACGACGAGGAGUUGAAUAAAUUGUUAUCUGGUGUAACCAUCGCUCAGGGAGGUGUCUUACCCAACAUUCAAGCUGUUCUCUUGCCAAAGAAGACCGAGAAGAAGGCUUAAAUGGUGUAAUAGUCGCCCAUUUGAAACAAACGGCCCUUUUUAGGGCCAAUACAUCUAUGACUUUAAGGACUGACUCAUAAUAUCAUUUGUUUAAUUUAUGCUAUAU